Cantharellus anzutake is the source of this 3898-nucleotide messenger RNA. RefSeq names its product ATP-citrate synthase. Gene Ontology annotation, biological process: citrate metabolic process; acetyl-CoA biosynthetic process; tricarboxylic acid cycle. The record is from RefSeq and is a predicted model, not a curated record. Gene Ontology annotation, cellular component: cytosol. The transcript is spliced from 9 exons. Gene Ontology annotation, molecular function: ATP citrate synthase activity. NCBI's taxonomy places the organism in Eukaryota, Fungi, Basidiomycota, Agaricomycetes, Cantharellales, Hydnaceae. Bases 116 to 3568 code for a protein of 1150 amino acids.
CAGCAACUCAAAAAAGAGUGAGCCCACCCAACCCAAUAUUUUUUGGAAUCGAAUAAAAACUUCGACUCCUUUGUUAGUCUCCUCCCUUAGAUCUCCCUUCCACCGAUUCAUAGAUAUGUCUUCAAAAGCGAUUCACGAAUAUGAUGCCAAACUCCUUCUGGCGUACUGGCUCGCCCGCGCUCCAUCUGUCUCCAAUAACGCGGAAGUAUCCCCCAACUUCAUCUACCCUAGCCCAAACGUCGCCCAAAUAAAGUGGGACGUAGAGACGAACACGAUCACGCCUGACACCACUCUCCCUCCUUGGGUGUUCACCUCCAAGCUCGUUGCUAAGCCCGAUCAGCUCAUUAAGAGACGUGGCAAAAGUGGUCUCCUCCUUCUCAAUAAGGAAUGGUCAGAGGCGAAGGAUUGGAUUGUGCAGCGCGCUGGGAAGCCAACCAAUGUUGAGGGAGUGGUUGGUACACUGAACACUUUCAUUGUCGAGCCAUUUUUGCCCCAUCCUUCCAGCACCGAAUACUACGUUUGCAUCAAUUCCGCACGUGAAGGGGAUAACAUACUUUUCACCCACGAGGGCGGUAUCGACGUUGGUGAUGUCGACGCUAAAGCCCUUCAACUGUCAAUCCUUGUCGGAAAAGAGUUCCCCUCCCGUGACAUUAUCAAGAGCACCCUGCUCACUCAUGUCCCUACUGAGAAGAAGGACACGCUUGUCGACUUCUUAGUCCGAUUGUACUCCGUCUAUGUUGAUCUUCAUUUCGCCUACCUUGAAAUUAACCCUCUCAUUUGUCUUGAUGGGGUGAAUGGCAAACCGCCAACCAUUCAUUAUCUCGACAUGGCUGCCAAGCUUGAUCAGACCGCGGAGUCGAUUUGUGGACCUAAGUGGGCUAUUGCCCGCGAUCUCUCUAUCUAUGACAAGAGCGCGAAACCCACGUCUGGUGCUGUUUCAGCAGAUCGUGGUCCGCCGAUGGUUUUCCCUUCUCCAUGGGGUCGUGACCUGACCAAAGAGGAGGCGUACAUACAGAAACUAGAUGGAAGCACGGGUGCCUCGCUAAAAUUGACUGUAUUAAAUCCCGAAGGGCGAAUUUGGACUAUGGUCGCUGGUGGGGGUGCCUCGGUUGUGUACAGUGACGCCAUCGCUGCUCAUGGGUUUGCUGAUGAGCUUGCCAAUUACGGUGAAUAUUCCGGUGCGCCUACCGAGGGUCAGACGUAUGAAUAUGCGAAGACCAUCAUUGAUUUGAUCUGCCGUGGCAAGCCAAACCCUAAGGGCAAGACCCUUAUCAUCGGUGGAGGCAUUGCCAACUUCACCAAUGUCGCCGCCACCUUCAAGGGAAUUAUUCGUGCCCUCAAGGAGUACAAGAACCCCUUGAUUUCGCACCAGGUGAAGAUUUUUGUCCGUCGUGGCGGCCCCAACUACCAGGAAGGCCUUAAGGCCAUGCGUCUCCUCGGCGAAAACUUAGGUGUCCCAAUUAGAGUCUUUGGUCCAGAGACCCAUAUCACCGACAUCGUCCCUCUUGCUCUUGGCGUCAGCAAAGGCUCCAGCGGUGGCCUCAAGACGCCUGCUCCUUACACCUCCACACCUCCCACUCCUGUCCAGAGCAGCAAGGUCGAGAUUCAGGAAGCUGGCGUUGGCGAGAUCCAGGCUUCUGGAGAGCGCGCGCAGCCUAACGACCAGAUUGUCCACUUCGAUGCCCAACCUACAUCUGGUCGCCCAUGGUAUCGACCCUUCGACGAGAACACCCGUUCUCUCGUGUACGGUCUCCAACCUCGUGCUAUUCAGGGUAUGCUUGACUUUGACUACAGUUGUGGUCGUCAGACCCCUAGUGUUGCUGCGAUGAUUUAUCCCUUCGGUGGACACCACAUCCAGAAAUUCUACUGGGGCACUAAGGAGACUCUCUUGCCCGUCUAUACGAGCGUCAAGGAAGCCGUUCAGAAGCACCCCGAUGCCGAUGUCGUCGUGAACUUUGCUUCAUCUCGUUCGGUUUACUCCUCUACACUCGAUAUCUUGAGUUACUCCCAAAUAAAGGCCAUUGCUCUUAUUGCUGAGGGCGUUCCGGAGCGUCAUGCAAGGGAGAUUUUGCACCUUUCAAAGGCGAAGAACGUUCUUAUUAUUGGGCCCGCUACUGUUGGUGGUAUCAAGCCUGGAUGUUUCCGUAUUGGGAAUUCUGGGGGUAUGAUGGAUAACAUCAUCUCCUCGAAGCUCUACCGCGCCGGCUCCGUUGGAUAUGUUUCCAAGUCCGGUGGCAUGUCUAACGAACUGAAUAAUAUCCUUUCCCUUGUCACCAAUGGUACCUAUGAGGGUAUUGCUAUUGGUGGUGACCGCUACCCCGGGACUACCUUCAUUGACCAUCUCCUUCGCUAUGAGGCUGAUCCAGAAUGCAAGAUGCUUGUUCUCCUUGGUGAAGUCGGCGGUAUUGAGGAGUAUCGCGUCAUUGAGGCCGUCAAGAAGGGUAUCAUCAAGAAACCCAUCGUCGCCUGGGCCAUCGGGACCUGCGCCAAGAUGUUCACGACUGAAGUUCAGUUCGGGCACGCUGGUUCGAUGGCCAACUCAGACCUCGAGACUGCCGAUGCCAAGAAUGCUGCUAUGAAAGCUGCUGGGUUCAUCGUUCCGGAUACCUUUGAAGAUCUUCCUGCUGUCUUGAAGGAGACUUACGAACGGCUGGUGGCAACGGGCAAGAUUGUGCCGAAGCCUGAGGUUGACCCACCUGUUAUUCCUAUGGAUUACAAAUGGGCUCAGGAAUUGGGUCUCAUCCGUAAGCCAGCUGCUUUCAUCUCGACUAUUUCGGAUGAGCGUGGACAAGAGUUGUUGUACGCUGGUAUGCGUAUUUCGGAUGUGUUUAAGGAGGAUAUUGGUAUCGGUGGUGUUGUGUCGCUGUUGUGGUUCAAGCGUCGUCUGCCACUGUGGGCUACCAAGUUCAUCGAGAUGGUACUCAUGCUUACUGCCGAUCAUGGUCCCGCCGUUUCUGGUGCCAUGAACACCAUUGUCACCUCUCGUGCUGGAAAGGACCUCAUCUCUUCCCUCUGUUCAGGUCUUCUCACCAUCGGUAGCCGUUUCGGUGGUGCUCUCGACGAGGCUGCCUCCAUGUUCUCCAAUGCUCGUGACACGGGUCUCACACCUCGUGAAUUCGUGGACGAGUCUCGGAAGCAGAACAAGCUCAUCAGCGGUAUCGGCCACAAAAUCAAGUCGGUCAACAACCCUGAUCUUCGUGUCGAGCUCGUUAAGGAGUACGUCCAGAAAAACUUCCCCAGUCACACUCUCCUUGACUACGCUCUCGCCGUGGAGAAGGUCACGACUGCUAAAAAGGAUACUCUUAUCCUUAACGUCGAUGGCUGCAUUGCCGUCUGCUUCGUUGACUUGCUUCGUGAUAGCGGCGCGUUCGGUCGCCAGGAGGCUGAUGAGUACAUCAAGAUUGGGACAUUGAAUGGCCUGUUCGUCCUCGGUCGUAGCAUCGGUUUCAUUGGUCACCAUCUUGACCAGAAGAGACUUCAUGCUCCUUUGUACCGUCAUCCUGCCGACGAUAUCUUCAUCAACAUGUUGCCUGUUCAGCAACCUCGCGUGGCUGCUCGUAUCAACUGAGGUCGCACGUUAGUUUAUGGCCUUCGGUUAACUCAAUAAUAUCCUUUCUUGUGCGCUCAGUUAAUACCAUCAGUUCCAGAUGCUAUUUUAGACUAUAUCCUAUCUAUGCAUGGGGCCUCUUAGAGCCCGUCAGUCUCAUCUCAUUCUUUCUCAAUCACUGUUCUCCUGCCAUUUGUUUAGCUAUGCUCCUCCUAUGUUGUUCAUACUGCUUUGAUAUGCUACACAAGAAAAAUUCAGGAUAUGUGUAACGUAUAGCUCUCCUUCGAGCAGUCCGUGCAUGCCCAAAGUUGGAAAAUACUUUUGAACUAAUUGGGAUUUUGGUUCUACUUC